AUGAUACUGUUGUGGCGCGCCCUGGACGUCGGCGCGGGUUUUGCUGCAGGGUGGUCCAUGCUGAAACUGGCCUCCUCCUACUGCAAGGCCAAGUUCGCCUCCUACCACCCAAGCAGUGACGGGAAGGGGAGGACGGGAGGCGGACUCACACUGUUCCCGCCCUUCUUUGUUGUGCCCGGCGGCAACCUCGAUGAUAACAUACUAAGACCCCAGCAAUACAACCAGCCCCCCCCGGCCAACUACUACCGCUACACCCCGGAUUCCUUUGACGCCCUUGUGAAGGCCAAGACACCAAUGUUGUUUAGCCAUCUGAGCUGCGCCUUCGGUGGCACGGUGACGAACCGCAUGCUUCGGAGUGUUGCUGCCACGGCGCCGCCGGAUCUCCAGCGCGAAAUUCUCAUUUUGUGCGGUGACGGUGAGUCGCUUUGCCAGAACCCCAACGGCGCCGCAGGCAAGCAUGUCAUCAGCGUCAUUGCCACCGCUGCCGCCCUUGCGGAUUUGACCUACGCGAAGAACAUCAACGCCGGUCUCCGCGAGGUGACGCUUUUCACUGCCGUUGACGACGCGAAAGGCGAAGAGCAUGGCACGGCUGAGAAGCGCUUCAUGGCCUUGUUUGGCGCUCAGGAUGCCAACUUCUACACCUCCCAGAAACCAAACGUGGCUGUUGAUGAGCCCAGCUUUGCCGAGUACCUUCUCGGGCGCCGGUGGGCUGUGAUUGGAAGCCCGAAGGAACACCCGAACGCGCUGCUGGUUGGGCUUAAGGCCAAGGCCCCCAGCUUUACCACGGAAGAGGACCGGUCGGCCGAGACCGUUGCGCGCAAUGAAGCCCCCGAGCUCGAGGUGACGCUCGUGUUCCGCGGCAGCUUUUUUGACACAGACGAUGUGCCUGACUCUGUGACGGUGGCGGACGAACAGCGGGUGUACACGCCGAAGGAGAAGAAGGGCCUGAUCUACCACGACUGGGUUGGCGGCAACCUGCGAGUCUCGGCUGUGGAUGCCUACGGCACCAAGGUGCACGGCGGCUUCCAACAGCGCCUUGAGCUGUUGUGGCCCAAGGUUGUAGAGUUUGUCAACGACGCCCUGAAUGACGGCGCCGUGAGCCUCGGCUGCGCAGCCAAUAAAUUCUCUCUCAGCUUUGCGAUUGCGGGGCACAGCCAGGGAGCUGGCAUUGCCACGCUCGCGGCGCUCAAGCUUCUGACGUGUACGGACUUUGCCAACGACGGGGGCCCGGACAACCGCGGGCCACCCCGCAUCCACCUUUACACUUUUGCUUCGCCCGCUGUGGUUAUGCAUGACCAGCUCCCGGACACGCACAUUCGCCACUUCCGCUUCCUCCUCAACAACGACUGGGUGCCCACUGAACCGCCUCGCCCUAGGUGGGCUCAGCGCUUUUGGUGGUACACCCACAGCAAUGACUUGGCUAUCGUCCUCGAUGGCAAGAAAAACAACUAUGCCGCUUCCUGGGUUGGAGCUGACGCGCACUCCGCGUACGCCCCACUGCUGCUGCGGCUCGCCGAGGGCGACAUGAGCGUGCUCUAACUCUGCGACCUGCCACUGUUUCGUCUUCUUCCGCCUGCAUGCAUCUUUCGUGACUAGACUGUGUUUCAGGGGGGGUUACAAGGAUAUAGAAGCCCCUGAACCCCUUUUUUUUUAACUGAAGAGGCACCAGACCAGCCUCGCGGCUUGCUCCAGCGCCAACGCCUGGCUGUGCCGCACAGAAAGCGAAAUGAAAGUAGAGGGAUCGGCAAGGGCGAGGGUCGUCCCCGAGCCAGUACACCCAGUGGCCUGGCGGUGCCCUCAAUUGAUAAACGUUUGC
Molecule: messenger RNA, 1816 nt
Organism: Monosiga brevicollis MX1
Lineage: Eukaryota; Choanoflagellata; Craspedida; Salpingoecidae
Exons: 1
Coding region: 1-1539 (512 amino acids)
Biological process (GO): lipid metabolic process
Source: RefSeq, a predicted model, not a curated record